AUGAGUAGCACAGCCGAGGAAAACGUCGGAGACGGCGGCGGCGGCAGCACCGCGGCGCGAGUGGUGGUGGUCGAGCGCGUGGUGACUGUGGAGUACCUGGAGCCGUCCAUGUCGCGGAAGCUGCUGGGCAAGUUCCCGGACCCCUCCGCCUUCGACUUCGACUACUCCCAGAGCGGCAUCUGGUCCCCGCUCAACAAGGUCCCGCGCGGCGGCGCGUGCUGCGAGGCCGAGGCGGACGACGCCACCAACUCCUCCUCGACCGACUUCCUCAUCGCCAACCCGAAGCGCAGGGCGCGGGCCGGCGGUCGGCUCAAGGACUCGGCCACCGGGGGCGGGAAGUCCAGGUGGAGGCGCAGGCGAGUGCGGCGAGACGGGUCCUUCCUCGACCUCCACGACACGGGCAGGGCCAGGCUCGACUUCUCGCCGCCGGCGCCUUCCCCUGCGAAGGAGGGGUGGAGGCGGGUGCUCAAGGCGGCCAUCAGGAAGUUCAAGGCGCGGCAGCGGCGGUCCCAGCAGGCUCCCCUGCUCCAGAUGGUCCUCCCCAUGCUGUGA
Messenger RNA from Miscanthus lutarioriparius, 552 nucleotides. The record is from the annotation of a GenBank genome assembly. Lineage: Eukaryota; Viridiplantae; Streptophyta; Magnoliopsida; Poales; Poaceae.